AUGACGUCUUUAGAAGAAUGGUUUGAUGAUGCAAUUUCUGAUGGUAAAAUUCGUAAAAUACCACACGAAGAAAUUUCUAAAGGAAAACUUCUUAGUGAUGGAUCGUUCGGAAAAGUGUACUUAGCUGAAUGCAAUUCAAUCCCCGAAAAAAUUGUACUCAAAAAGAUCAAAAAAUGCCAUAUUAAAGAAAAAGAAAAAGAUAUUUUAUUUGCAUUUAUAAAAGAGUUGAAGAUACAUAGUAACUUGGAUCAACAUGCAAAUAUUAUUCAAUUAUACGGGAUUAGUGAGAGCGAGAACAGAAACUCCUAUUAUCUAGUAAUACAAUGCGCAAAUGACGGAACUCUUUCUGGAUUUUUGAAAGAGAAACGCGAUACUUUAGACUGGGCUACAAAAAUAUCACUAGCAAAACAAAUGGCUGAUGGUAUUCAUUAUCUUCACUCGCGCGAUAUAAUUCAUCGAGAUUUGCAUUCCAGAAAUAUUUUAUUACAUGAUGGUCAAAUAAAAAUUGCGGAUUUUGGUCUUUCUAAGGACAUUAAUAGCCAAACAUCUAGCACUUUUAGAAUUUUGGGCGCGACAGCUUAUAUUGAGCCUAAAAUGUUUACAGACAUCAGAUAUAAGAAAGAUAAAAGAUCAGAUAUUUACGGUUUAGGAGUUUUGUUCUGGGAAAUAUCAAGCUGCUGUAUCCCUUUUAAAGACCUUAAUCAGCAAGCCCUUAUGGGUCAAAUUAUUAAUGGACUACGUGAAGAUCCAUUACCUGAUACCCCUUUUAAAUAUAUGGAAUUAUAUCGGCAUUGUUGGAAACCCGAACCAAAAGAUCGGCCUUUAAUCCAGGAGGUUUGCCAUAGAUUGGAAUCAAUUCGAAUUGAUCUUGUUUUCAACCCUGCCUUAGUAGAUUUAAUUGACGAACUCAACGACAAACUUGAUUCUAAAUUACAUGUUUCUAACAUUGAUAUGCAACCUUUUGGUAAAACAAACGAAAAUAACGGUGAUGCAAAAAAAGAUAACCUUCGACAAUAUUUACAAAAUGAACAUCAUAAUUUAACUUGGUAUCAGCGAGUGGCGCUGUUGGAAAGCAUAGUUGAAAAUCUGCAGUCUAUACACACCAAAAACUAUAUUCACUGUAACCUUCACAUUGGAAAUGUGCUUAAAGGGAAACUAGAUUAUGAAAUUGAGAUAGCUGGUCUUUCAUAUUUGCGACCUGUUGAAGAAACUGGUUUAUCAAAAGAAUUAUAUGGUGCACCGCCUUAUACGGCACCUGAAUUAUUCCAAGGUCUGCCACAUACACAAGCAUCAGAUAUUUACUCAAUUGGAAUUAUUAUGGCUGACAUUGCUUCUGGGGGUAAACCUCCAUUUGGUGAUGAUUAUUCUUCUGUUCAGUUAGCUCUAGCUAUUAUUGAUGGCUUAAGACCUAAAUUUUCCUACGGAAUGCCAAGGUGUUGGAAGGAUUUGAUGAAAAAAUGUUGGCAUGAAAAUCCAUCUCAAAGACCUAACGUUAAUCAACUUCUUGAAGAAAUCAGAGAAAUACUGCGUUUUGGUUCAAAAUGGGUAGUUGAAAAUAUUGAUAAAGAUGGAACAGAUGCAUCUUCAGUUGAUAUAAAUAUGUCUUCGGUUGAACAAGAAGUCUAUUCAGAUUUAGCUACAAUGAUGAUUUGUUUGGAUAUCAAUAGUAAUAAUGAAAAGAAAAACGAAUCGGAAAAAGAGAAUCAAAGUUUGAGUAAGUUUUAG
Molecule: messenger RNA, 1725 nt
Organism: Ambispora gerdemannii
Lineage: Eukaryota; Fungi; Glomeromycota; Glomeromycetes; Archaeosporales; Ambisporaceae
Source: the annotation of a GenBank genome assembly